Molecule: messenger RNA, 1941 nt
Organism: Pyrenophora tritici-repentis Pt-1C-BFP
Lineage: Eukaryota; Fungi; Ascomycota; Dothideomycetes; Pleosporales; Pleosporaceae
Product: Herpes-BLLF1 multi-domain protein
Source: RefSeq, a predicted model, not a curated record
AUGGACCACUCGUACCCCAACAACCCAAAUCACAUGGACUUCCGGCCAAACUCGACACUAAACUCCCUCGACAGGAAACCCUCUGCCUUUUCCUUUGACGACAACUCCACUCUCGACUCCAACAUCCUGGACACACCCGUCCUGAUGUCGCCCACCUCGAGCACCCAGGGCAUCUUCUCGCCCGACACGUCCAUUUGGGAGGACUUUUCCUCAAACCCCCAGUUUGUCGACCGCACUGCCACCAGCUCCGUCGUCAACACAAACGGCAACAACCCCUUCUUCACUGAGCAAAGCAACAACCCCUUUGCCCGCCUACCCCCCAACCAAGCUGCCACCUACGGCCAGCAGUCAUGGCCCGUGACCGACAACUCUGGAUCAAGGACGCCCACGGCCCCCAAGCCGCUGAACCCCUUUGGCCCUGGUGACUUUGGUGCUGCCUCGUUUGUCGACCAGCAACAGAUGCCCUUUGGUCUUCCCGUCCACCAGAACGUCCGUCCCAGCGCCGUCUUCCCCUCGGCCCCAGAGCAGCCCAUGUCCCCGCACACCCACUCCGACUGGAUGGCCUUCAACCAGCAGGAGAUGGACGCACGGCCCGGCCCCAAGCGCAUGAGGCCAAACACGCCUCCCCGCUCCUUCUCCCCCCGCCGUGACGGCGGCAUCAGGAAGAAGAACGCCCGGUUCGACAUCCCCCAAGAGCGCAACCUCUUCAACAUCGAUCACCUGAUCCAGAGCUGCACCAACGAGGAGGAGCUCAAGGAGCUCAAGCAACAAAAACGACUUCUUCGCAACAGACAGGCCGCACUUGACUCUCGGCAACGCAAGAAGAAGCACACAGAAGAGCUCGAGGAAGAGAAGAAGCAAUGGAUGGAGAAGAUCUGCCAGAUGCAAGACGACUUUGCCGCCAUGCGCAUCGAGUAUGACGCUCUCGUCGCCGAGAAGGAGAACUGGCACCGCGAGUCCAUGGAGAUGCACCACCUCGUCAACCAGCUGCAGUUCGACAAGGAGGAGCUUGUCCGCACUCACACCGUCGAGACUGGUGAGCUCCGCAAGAAGGUCUCCGUCCUCACUGAGCGUCUUGAGGCUGCCACCGGCAACGGUAUGGCUGUCGCACCAAGCACCACCUUCACCGACUUCGCCUCAGAGAUGGACAACCUCAACAUGGGCAACAGCGACUGGGACAACUACAUUUUCGUCAACGACUUCGCCUCUGACGACCAGCCCACUCCCCAGCAGAACCAGGAGCUCUCUCUUGUGUCCCGCACCAAGGACGAGGACAAGCCCGUCGCUUCUGGUCUCUUGCUCAUGCUCUUGCUCUGCGGUGCCUUUGUCGCAAGCAAGUCCGGCGGUGCCGCUCCUCCCAUCCCUCGCAUGCCUGAUGAGGUCCGUGCUGCCUCAGCUACUGUUCUCGACAGCAUCUUCAAGGAUGCUGGUGUCUCGACUACCCUCAGCGAGCAAGGCCUCAUUGCCAACCACGUCGUCGGCAUGGAGCCUACUCCCUCUGGUAUGGCAUGGCCCAAGACGACCAUGUCUGGCUCUGAACUCGCUGGCAUCUCUGGCUCCCUCGACCAACUCCACUCGCAUCUCACUGGCCCCACAAAGGAGCAAGAGCACGAGCAGCUCUUCUCCAUCACUCCCGACCAGUACAACAGCAUGACCUCUCUCGACUUCACUCGCUCGCGGUAUAGCGUCUCAAGCGACGACCUCAGCGACCCUCUGUCCCCUGGCUCUCAACCCUCGCACCGUCGCAACCUUGCCGAGACCCUCGCCGCCAUGCGCGAGCAAAGCAAGGGUGACUCUGCUGCUGAGAUCUACACCCGCAGUCUGCUCUGGGACAAGAUCGCCCCCGAGGUUGUCCACGAGUUCAAGCGUAUCGUCGAAGAGUCUGCUGCCAUGUCGCGCCCCGGUACAUCCGAGGGUACCAAGGUCGAGAACAUGGGCUAA